Fundulus heteroclitus (mummichog) is the source of this 3948-nucleotide messenger RNA. RefSeq names its product opioid growth factor receptor (gene ogfr). Gene Ontology annotation, molecular function: opioid growth factor receptor activity. The transcript is spliced from 7 exons. NCBI's taxonomy places the organism in Eukaryota, Metazoa, Chordata, Actinopteri, Cyprinodontiformes, Fundulidae. Gene Ontology annotation, cellular component: membrane. The record is from RefSeq and is a predicted model, not a curated record. The coding region runs from base 283 to 1944 and encodes 553 amino acids.
UUGAAGUAGCCUGCUUGAUUUCCUUUGCAACGUGUUUUGUUGUCUAUGACAUUUCCUACACAGCGGAAGUACGUGAAGGCAGCAUCCUCACUGCAGCCGUUAUAUGAUGGUAGGCUGGAGACACGGAUGGUUGGGGCCGUCCCCGUCUCUAACCUGGACAUGAAAGUGGAACCGAUUCGGACCCGGUUAUAGAGCCGAGCCACGCUGCGCUUUUAUUUAUCUGUUGUUGCUCUUAAGGAUAUCCAGUUAGCAAAAAAAAAAAAAAAAAAAAAAGACAAAAAAAUGGAAGACGACUAUGUGUGUGAGUACGACUCGACAUGGGACACAGAGAGUGAUGGAGACGACCCUGCCGGAGAGAGCCAGAACCGUCGGUCAAAUCAAGACAAAAACAAGUCUUCCUGGGCUAUAUGGCAUACCCCUCCCAGAAAUAUAAGGGCGGCAAAAGACAUGCAGAACUACAGAAGAGGAUAUCCUAAUCUAACAGAUGAGUGUUCAGAGGACAAAAUGAAUAACCUACAAUUCUAUUUAAAUAAGUUUCCAUCUGCUCCUGACGAUGUCUAUAUUGAGUCCUUUCUGAAAGAAUGGAAAAAUGACUACAAAAAACUGGAGAGGGUUCACUCUUACAUCCAGUGGUUGUUUCCACUGCGAGAACCGGGGGUUAAUUAUAUGGCUUCAGAACUCACCAAGAAGGAAAUUGAGGCUUUCAAAGAGAAUGAUGAUGCCAAAAGAAGACUGGUGGAGGCUUAUGAACUCAUGUUGGGCUUCUACGGCAUACGUUUGGUCAACAAAAAGACCGGUGAAGUGAAGCGUGCAGAAAACUGGAAGGAACGUUUUGGAAACCUGGAGCGGAAUAUGCACAACAACCUCCGGAUCACCCGCAUCCUGAAGAGCCUCGGGGAGCUUGGCUUCGAGCACUACCAGGCUCCGCUCGUGCGCUUCUUUCUGGAAGAGACGCUGGUCAGGAAGACGCUGAGCAACGUCAAACGCAGCGUGCUCGACUACUUCCUGUUCGCCGUACGGGACAAGACGCAGCGCCAAGAUCUCGUGCGAUUUGCCUACCUCCAGUACGAGCCGAAGGACAAGUUUGUGUGGUGUCCCCGAAAGAUCCAGAAACAGUUCAGAAAGGCUGCCAAAAACUCCGAAGUCGUUGGGAACGGAGACGGCAAAGAGGACGUCUUUCAACUGGGUAAAAGCAAAGAUGGAGAAGCAGCAGGGAAUCAGAAAGAAGAUGGGAUGAAUAACAUUACUAAGACUGCGAAAGGAACGGAUAAAAGCAAAGAGAAAAGCAAACAGACUGAGGGGUCUCCCGAGCCAGCAGCAGAAGCCGAGGCUGUCGGAAAUGGAAAUGUGGAGGUUGAGUCUAAUAUUGGAAAUACGAGCAAUGGAAAUGAAUCUCCGGAUAACGAUCAAGAAAUGGAUCAGUCCCCAAGUCUAGACGCUACAAAGCAUGAGGCCGCCACAGACGGUGGUGAGCAGAAAUCUACCAGCAACUCUAAGGCCACCAUCCAAGAACUGGACGUUAUGCAAACCAGUGCGGACAGAGAAACUGAAAAACCUCCGAAAAAGAAACGAGAGGACGACGAGGUCCCGCCAAACGCCGAUCCCGCCGAGGGCUCCGCUGCUGCUGCCGCAGGCAACGCGGAGGACAAGGCUGCCGCUAAUAAAGCCGCAGGUCAAACAAGCCCGUCGGCGCACACUCCUCUUAAGACCUCAAAACACUCGCCCUCGCCGUCUUCUGAGAGGGAGGAAAAGAUCCCAAGGACUGAUUUUAUUCAGCCGUCGGAUAAAAGGGACGAAGAAAUGUCACAGGAAACCGUCUCAGCUUCAAACGGGAUGCAAAGCAACAAAGAAGGAGAAGAAGAACAGAGGAAUGGGACGGAGUCGGAGGACGUUCAUAUGGAGUCGACCCCCUCAAGCUCAGAUCAAAAUGAGGGAGCCUCAUGAAUAAGUAGUGAAAGAAGAAAACUCAGAUGGACUUAGAUUUAAUGUAUUAUAAGGACAGAAUAUGACUUUGAACAUUUUCUAGGCCUUAUUUCUACUAUAUUUGAUGUUAAGAUAUUAUUCAUUGGUUUUCACUUUAAAUGAAUUACGGUACUCUAUAUUUGGGUUUCUUAAACUUUCAAGACAAAGAUUUAAAAAAAAAAAAGACCAAAAGCAGCAAUAUGUUACUGAGAUGCCAUAUUUUAAGGCCUAGUCGCCAUGUUUCUGACUACUACAUGAAGUGGAAAACGGUUCUCUGACGCUGAGUUUUACAGUCGUAAUGAAGAUAAGCGAUUAAACGCUUGUGUAUAUUUUUAUCAGCAGAAUAAGGGCAUGGUUCAACUAGAAUUAAAGCUCCCGGGUUGAUUAGAUAUGAUGCAGAUUUGGCGUUUUUCUUUGAGUAUUGGAACAAUCUAUACCGAACAGUUUUACUACAUGCAUCUGCAUCGCAGCAAAGUUAAUUGAUUUUGGCAAUUCAGUUCACAGUGAAACCUGUAUAUUAUUUUCAAUAUUUCAAUGGUUUAAUUGUCUUAUUUUGAUUGUCGUGGCUUACCAAUAAAAAUCCAGACUUCUGCUGUUUAGGAAAUUUGAAUAGAAAAAUUAUUUCAAGCAGAAAUAUUUUCAUUUUGUACUGUACAUGUACUGAACAGUAUAGCCAUUCAAUACUUGGUCAGGCUGCCCUUUAAUUUGAGGGACUACAUCCGACCGCAUUGCACGAGGGUCAGAAUAUGUGUGUAUUACAUAAGACCAAAUAAAGCGGUUCAUUUUUCAAUCCCUCCACAGAGAAAGUCCCGCGUCAUUGCUAAAGAAGCUGGCUGUAUCCAAGUAGUUUAUGGAAAGUUGAGUGGAAGGAAAACAAGGGGUCAGAUGAAUUUUCACAAUAAACUAAAGCUGGCCACUAGAGACACUAGACCCACUAAUGCAGACUUCCUUAACGCAUCCGUAGAGCUCAGGCAGAUCACUUUCAUGUCACUGAUGCGGUAAUUAAUGUAAUAAGAUCCAAGUAUUAAGUUGGUAUACAGUACAACACAUUUUCUAGCAUAUAUCUAUAUAUUUAUUGGUCUUAUGUAAAUCCCUUUUCUGAGAUGUUGAAUUUUGGAUUUUCAUUAUCUGUAAGCCAAAAUGAUGAUAAGAAUAAUCAUAUUCAUAAUAAUUGCGACAUAGAUUCUAGUGAAAUGUGUCCUCUGCCUUUACGGGAGCUGUGGGGCGCCACUGUUCGGCAGCAUUCUGGGUCGAAUGAUCUUGCUCAGGGGCCCACAGUGGCAGUCAGUGUAAUAAAUCUAUGUGUUUCACUUUUUGAACUUAAUUACCUAAAUUAAUUAACUUUUAAAUUCAAAGUAUUUAGAUGCACCUCUAUUCCAUUUAGUGUGGUAAUGAACUGUCUGCGAGAGAAAUUUAAUAUCUACAAAGUGAAAUGUGGGUUUCAAACUUCUUUUUUUUAGUCAUUUAAUUUCAGCAACCUUUUUUGCACUGAGAAAUUGUUUUUUUACUAUUUUUUUGUUUUUGUUUUUUUUUUAUCAGGUUGUUUCUGUGUUUGUAAAACAACGUGCUGGUUUCUGUUCCUCCCAAUCCUGCUGUUCAACUAAAAUCAAGGUCAUUGACGUCACGUUUCAGACGACGCUGUCGUGCUGAUUUGGGAAGUCGGCUGCUGAACAAUUGAAAGCCUUGCCAAAAAAAAAACAAAAAAAAUGUGAUGAGACUGGUUGAUUGUACAAUGUGUUUGUCUUGAAUGGAAUGAUAAAACGCUUUGGCUGUAACUUAAACUCUGUAUGUUCCUCUGAGAUUGGUGCAUUCCUUGGAAACGAAAGCUCCAGCGUGAUCAGGCAUCGGUUUUAUAUUUGCACUGAUUUCCGCUGUGACUUGUUGAAGCUACUGUAUUUUACCCGAAUAGACCUUUAUAAUAAUUUCCCAGUUACACACCUGGCUGUCACGAGAGCUGAAUAAAGUCAUGCUAUUUUCUGAAACCGA